Emiliania huxleyi CCMP1516 is the source of this 1479-nucleotide messenger RNA. RefSeq lists its product as hypothetical. The record is from RefSeq and is a predicted model, not a curated record. NCBI's taxonomy places the organism in Eukaryota, Haptophyta, Isochrysidales, Noelaerhabdaceae. The transcript has 2 exons. Bases 1 to 1479 code for a protein of 492 amino acids.
AUGGCGAGUCGUCUCGCCGGCGAUGACGCGGCCACCGUCAGCAUUCUGACGGAACGGAUCAAGGAGAUGGAGGAGGCGCAUGCGACUGCCCUCAACGAGGCGGUGUCCGCCGCCCGCACGGAGGCGAUCGAGCAGGCCGCGGCCGAGUUUGCGCAGGAGUGCAGCGAUGAGGUUGAAAAGGCGGUGUCGGAGGCAGCCUCGGUAGAGAGGGAUCGGUUUGAGGCGGAGCAGCGACGGCUCAGGGAGCAGCAUAGUACAGAUAUCGCGGCACUCAAGGAGCAUCAAGGCGCCGAGGUUGCGGCGCUCAAAGGGGCUAUUGCGGCGCUCGAGCAAGGCUCCCUCCAGCUCAAGGACCAGGCAUGGGAGAGAGAGACUUCUGCAGCCGCCGCGCGCGCAGAGAUGGACGCGGCGCGCGAGCGGGAGCGGGAGCGGACGAACCUGGAGCGCGAGGAUGCGAUCCGCUCGCUCGACCAGCAGCGGGAGCGGGAUGCAGUGGAGCACGGGGAGACGAUCCGGCAGCAGCAAGCGAAGCACGACGCGACCGUCGCGGCGCUCACAGAGACGGUGGCGGCGAUUAAGAAGGAGCGAGAGGCGGAGAGGGCGGAGCACGAGGAGGCGAUGCGGAUGCAGCACGAGCAGCACGCCGCGGCCGUCGCGGCGCUCGAGCGGGAUCGGGAGCAGGGUCGGCUGUCGUGUGAGAAGGAGCAGAGGCAGAACGAGCGGCACCUGUCGACCAUCAAUGCGCUCGAGGUGGAGCGGGCACAGCAGGCGGCCGACCGCGAGGAGGAGGUCCGAUCGCUCAAAGAACAGCACAGCGCCACGGCAGAGGCGCUCCAGGCGACCGCCCGCAAGCUCGAGCAGGCGCUGCAGGAGGCGAGGGAGGCCCACGAGGCGGCGUUGCGACAGCAGCAGGGCCAGCACGACGCCGCCUUUGCGGUGCUCGAGAAGGAGCGGGAGAAGGAGAGGGCCGAGCUGGAGGAGCAGAUGGAGCGGCUCCGGGAGCAGCACGCCGCGUCUGUCGACCUCUCGGCGGCCAAGCUCCGGCAGGCGGAGGAGGACGCCGUGGCGCGGCUGCGGCAAGCGGAGGAAGAGGCGCAUACCGCUCAGGCAGAGGCGAUGGCGGAGACGGAGGCGCGGCUGCGGCUCGUGCACCAGGCGGAGCUCGCAAAGACGGUGGCGAGCGCACAGCUCGAAGUGGCCACGCGGGCUGGCGCUGAGGUGGAGCAGGCGGUCGAGGUGGCGGUCAACGUGACGCGCGAGGAGCUAACGAAGGAGGCCAAUGCCAAGCAGGAGGAGCUCAUCGCUAAGCACAAGGCGCAGCUCUCGAAGCUCAUCGCCGGUAUCUCUGACUCGGACGCGGCCCACGCGGCGCGCCACAAGGCGCUCGAGGACAGGCUGAGGCAGGCAAACGCGGCGCUGGCGAUGGGGCUCGACGGACUGACCGGGCAAACGCCUGCGCACAUGGGCUUGGUGUCUUAG